This is a messenger RNA of Nelumbo nucifera (sacred lotus), 303 nucleotides long. NCBI's taxonomy places the organism in Eukaryota, Viridiplantae, Streptophyta, Magnoliopsida, Proteales, Nelumbonaceae. The record is from RefSeq and is a predicted model, not a curated record.
AUGAAGGAUUUGGGCCCUUUAACUUACUUCUUGGGACUUGAGGUGAGUCGUAAUUCCCAUGACUAUUUUGUUAAUCAGCAUAAGUAUGCAAUGGAUCUUGUCAAAAUGGCUAAUCUCAGUGACUCCAAGAUUGUUGAUACUCCCUUAGAGGUUAAUUUGAAACUAAGCAAGGAUGAUGGUUCUUCUCUUGAAGAUCCUACUCUUUACCGACAAUUGGUAGACAGCUUAAUAUAUCUCACGAUGACUCAGCCGGAUAUAUCAUAUGUAGCCCAUAUAGUAAGCCAAUUUGUGUCAUCUCCGUGA